AUGGAUUUAUUCCAUAAUACACUAAAUCCACUUCUUCAAGACCAUGGAGUUGGUGGGAUAGCUAUUUUCGUCAUCGCCGCUGCAUUGGCCAGCUUCACAAUCUGGACAGCUGCGCAGUGGUACCGCCUUAGCCAUGUCCCGGGCCCACUGAUUGCAUCCCUCACCAGCUUGUGGGCAUUCCGUGCGUCCCUAGGCGGGCAAUACCAUACGAUUGUGCAAGAACUCCAAGAAAAGUACGGCAAAGUUGUGCGCAUUGCGCCUAAUGACGUGCUUAUUUCGGAUCCCGAUACUCUUUGGAAAAUCAACUCAGCUCGCUCUCUCUGGACCCGGGGUGGCUGGUACGCAAGUAUGCGGUUCAACCCCUACGGCGACUCCGUCUUGAGCGAGAUAGAUAUGGCUGCCCACGACAAGCGCAAAGCCAAGCUUAUCUCUGGUUUCUCAGGCAAAGGCCUUAUGGACAUUGAAAGCAGCUUGGACCUACAACUUAGCAUUCUAGUCGAUGUGCUGAAGCGAAAAGUGAGCCAGGGCAACGGCCAGGCCGUUAUCGAUAUUGGCCGCGUGCUCCAAAACUUCCAGGUCGACCUUAUAACUCUGACAGGGACCGGCAAGGCAUGGGGCAACUUGCCUACGGAUAAGGACCAUUUCAAUUACCUGGAAGACGGCGAUAAGUCCUUUCAAUUCAUUCAGUCAACUGCCAUGGUACCACCCCUCCGACACCUGUUGUUCUCUCCUCUCUUCCUCCGGUUAUUUGGCAGUAAACCAACAACUGGAUGGCUGGGGUCAGCAAUUCCGCUUCUUUUAUUCCUGAAGAGUGCUGUUGAACGGCAUACAGAAGAUAACAAUGAUGAAAAGCCAUCAGACACAAUGCUAGCCGAGUGGUUGAAGCACAAGAUAUCGCCCCUGGAAGCAGAGCUUGAUCUCUCGAUCCAAUUGCCCGCGGGAACCGAGACUUCGAUUGGUACUAUAAGAGGGCUACUGUUGUACUUGAUGACUACACCACGUGUUUAUUACAAAGUCAAAAAAGAGAUUGCCGAAGGUAUCCAAAACGGUCGUAUUUCGAGUCCGGUCACAAACGAUGAGGCCAAGAAUCUCCCGUAUUUGCAGGCCGUCAUUAGUGAGGGUAUGCGUGUCGCAUCGCCAAUAGUCGCCGGCUUCCCGAAAAAGGUCCCUCCCGGAGGAGAGGUUAUCUGCGGCCAGAUGCUGCCAGCAGGCACCGAUGUUCACGCCAACUACGUAUCAAUGAUGCGCGACCGCGAUAUAUUCGGCGACGACAUUGAAAUUUUCCGACCUGAACGCUUCAUCGACGCCGACGAAGCGACCAUUGUAAGGCGCCGCAAAGUCAUAGACCUGAAUUUUGGUUACGGUCGAUGGCUAUGCUUGGGCAGGAUCUUGGCGAUUCUGGAAAUCAACAAGAUCUUUGUCGAGCUGCUUCGGGCUUUUGACUUUCAAGUCGCUAACCCCGAAAAGCCUUGGAGGCGAGAAUCGGCCACCACAACCUACAUCCAAGCCUUCAUUGCCCGUGUGACGAACGACCCAGUUGGCUGA
This is a messenger RNA of Pestalotiopsis fici W106-1, 1545 nucleotides long. RefSeq lists its product as uncharacterized. The transcript has 7 exons. Gene Ontology annotation, molecular function: oxidoreductase activity, acting on paired donors, with incorporation or reduction of molecular oxygen; iron ion binding; monooxygenase activity. NCBI's taxonomy places the organism in Eukaryota, Fungi, Ascomycota, Sordariomycetes, Amphisphaeriales, Sporocadaceae. Bases 1 to 1545 code for a protein of 514 amino acids. The record is from RefSeq and is a predicted model, not a curated record.